Molecule: messenger RNA, 7528 nt
Organism: Tricharina praecox
Lineage: Eukaryota; Fungi; Ascomycota; Pezizomycetes; Pezizales; Pyronemataceae
Product: acetyl-CoA carboxylase
Exons: 5
Coding region: 424-7272 (2282 amino acids)
Biological process (GO): fatty acid biosynthetic process
Molecular function (GO): metal ion binding; acetyl-CoA carboxylase activity; ATP binding
Source: RefSeq, a predicted model, not a curated record
ACCCUUCCCCGCCAACCCACCGAAUCUAUCUCAACCACCAUUCAGCACUCCGCUCUUGUCAUCCUUUCCCACCUCCACCACGACUACACCACGACGACCCCCGUCUGGUAUACCCACCCGAACACCUUCUUCAUCACCCCUCCGGACCCCAUCUCCUCCCAAUCUCCUCGAUCGUUCAUCCAUCUCCAUUCUUCCACCUAUUAGUAUCUUUGCUGUGCAUCAACCACGUCCUCCCCUCUGUGGCCUCCGUUUUCCCGUCUGCUUCCUCGCCUCCACGCUUCCUGUGUCAAUCUUCGCCCGCGUUGUGUGCCAUUGCAGCUUGUAUCCACCUCUAAUUCUUCAUCAUCACCUCAACUCCCUGGCCGUAGCAGCUUCCAUCACUUCAACCCCGCAGCAGCGCCAGAGCCGUCCACCCCAGCAGACAUGGCGGAAGCAUCGACUCCAUCUCCGCCGCCGCAGAGUGCAGACUCCCUCGGACGAACCAAUUCAUACUCGUCCAAAUUCACCCUUCCGGACCACUACUACGGUGGAAACAGAUUAGAUACUGCACCCCCUAGCAAAGUUAAGGACUUCGUGGCAGCAAACGAUGGACAUACCGUGAUCACAAAGGUUCUCAUUGCCAACAACGGAAUUGCCGCCGUCAAGGAGAUCCGAAGUGUACGAAAAUGGGCGUACGAGUCGUUCGGAGAUGAAAAGGCGAUACAAUUUACCGUCAUGGCGACGCCGGAGGAUCUCCAGGCCAAUGCCGAUUACAUUAGAAUGGCGGAUCAAUAUGUGGAGGUUCCCGGGGGCACUAAUAAUAAUAACUACGCCAAUGUGGAGUUAAUAGUAGACGUUGCGGAGCGAAUGGGGGUACAUGCUGUGUGGGCAGGAUGGGGCCAUGCCAGUGAGAACCCUCUACUACCCGAGUCCCUCGCCAAAUCGAAGAUUGUGUUCAUUGGACCUCCCGGGGCGGCAAUGCGGUCGCUCGGUGACAAGAUUUCGUCCACGAUCGUCGCUCAGCACGCCAAAGUCCCUUGUAUCCCCUGGAGCGGAACAGGUGUGGACCAGGUGGAUGUUGGAGAGGAUGGACUCGUCACUGUUUCCGCCGAAGUCUACGCUAAAGGAUGCACUCACAAUGCGGAGGAGGCGUUGGCAAAAGCGAAGGAGAUCGGGUUUCCCGUCAUGAUUAAGGCAUCUGAGGGAGGAGGAGGAAAGGGUAUCAGAAAGGUUGACAGCGAGGAGGGAUUUGCGGCCCUGUACAGCCAAGUCGCCGGCGAAGUGCCGGGAUCCCCCAUUUUCAUCAUGAAGCUGGCGGGUAGCGCUCGUCAUCUCGAGGUACAGCUUCUUGCCGACCAGUACGGAAACAACAUCUCGCUCUCCGGCCGUGAUUGUUCCGUGCAGCGACGACACCAGAAAAUCAUCGAGGAGGCACCGGUCACUGUUGCCAAGCCCGAAACCUUCCAGGCGAUGGAGCGUGCAGCCGUACGACUGGGAAAGCUUGUCGGAUACGUGUCUGCCGGUACCGUUGAAUACCUCUACUCGCACGUCGAUGACAAGUUCUACUUCCUGGAAUUGAAUCCCCGUCUCCAGGUCGAGCACCCGACGACCGAGAUGGUCACCGGAGUCAACCUUCCGGCCGCUCAGCUCCAGAUCGCCAUGGGUAUCCCCCUUCACAGAGUCCGUGACAUUCGGUUGUUGUACGGAGUCGACCCCAACACAACGAGCGAGAUCGACUUUGAUUUCUCCAAGGAAGGUUCCGAGACCACCCAGCGACGACCUUCGGCCAAGGGUCACUGCACUGCGUGCCGUAUCACUUCCGAGGAUCCCGGCGAGGGUUUCAAGCCUUCGAGUGGAAUGAUGCACGAGCUCAACUUCCGAUCAUCCUCGAACGUCUGGGGUUACUUCUCUGUCGGUACCGCUGGUGGUAUCCACUCUUUCUCCGAUUCGCAGUUCGGUCACAUCUUCGCAUACGGCGAGAACCGUAGUGCUUCCCGAAAGCACAUGGUUGUUGCGCUGAAGGAACUGAGCAUCCGUGGUGACUUCAGAACCACCGUCGAGUACCUCAUCAAGCUCCUGGAGACCCCGGCUUUCGAGGCCAACACCAUCACCACCGGCUGGCUCGAUGAGUUGAUCUCCAAGAAGCUUACAUCCGAGCGGCCAGAUCCCAUCCUUGCCGUGGUCUGCGGUGCAGUUGCGAAGGCCCAUGUCGCCAGCGAGGCUUGCAUCACCGAGUACAGGGCAUCGCUCGAGAAAGGACAGGUUCCGGCGAAGGAUAUUCUCAAGAAUGUUUUCCCCGUUGAUUUCAUCUACGAUGGUUUGAGGUACAAGUUCACCGCUACGAGGUCCAGCAGCGAAUCCUACAACCUGUUUGUCAACGGCUCCAAGUGCACUGUUGGUGUCCGUGCGUUGACCGACGGCGGUCUUCUGGUCCUCUUGGACGGCAAGAGUCACAACGUGUACUGGAAAGAGGAGGUCGGAGCGACCCGGUUGAGCGUGGACAGCAAGACGUGCUUGCUUGAGCAGGAGAACGACCCGACUCAGCUCAGAACUCCUUCUCCGGGAAAGCUCGUCAAGUUCCUCGUGGAGAGCGGCGAUCACGUCAAGAAAGGACAGGCGUUUGCGGAGGUGGAAGUCAUGAAGAUGUACAUGCCUCUGGUUACCCAAGAAGACGGUAUCGUGCAGUUCAUCAAGCAGCCCGGUGCCACCCUGGAGGCCGGAGAUAUCAUUGGUAUCCUCGCACUCGACGAUCCUAGCCGCGUCAAGCACGCAUCGCCGUUCAGUGGCCAGCUCCCCGUUUUCGGACCUCCCCGCGUCGUCGGAAACAAACUGCCUCAGCGAUUCGCCCUUCUUGCAGGUGUUCUCGGCAACAUCCUCGAUGGUUACGAUAAUCAGUUUGUCAUGGGCUCUACCCUCAAGGAGCUGAUCGAAGUGCUGCGCGACCCCGAGCUUCCUUACGGCGAGUUCGCUUCGCAAUACUCUGCCUUGCACUCCCGUAUGCCUCAGAAGCUUGAGCAGACUCUGUCUCAAAUUGUCGAACGUUCCAAGGGCAGAAAGAGUGAAUUCCCUGCCAAGCAACUCCGGAAAGCUUUGGACAAGUUCUUGGAAGAGCACGUUGUGGCCGGUGAUGUGGAGAUGAUCCGACAGUCGCUCGCACCGCUCACUGUGAUCAUGGACCAGUACAUGGAUGGCUUGAAGUCGCACGAGUUCCACAUCUUCCUUGGAUUCUUGGAGCGAUACUGGAGCGUUGAGAAGCUAUUCUCCGGCCACAACAAACGCGAGGAGGACGUUAUCCUGAAGCUUCGUGAUGAGAACAAGGAUGAUGUUGGAAAGGCUGUCACUGUCGUGCUCUCGCACAGCAGGGUUGGGGCCAAGAACAACUUGAUUCUUGCGAUCCUCGACGAAUACCGUCCCAACAAGCCCAACAACUCCCAGGUCGCAAAGUUCUUCCGUCCGAUGCUCAAGAAGCUCACCGAGCUGGAGGCCCGUGCCACUGCCAAGGUUGCGCUGAAGGCCCGUGAGGUUCUCAUCCAAUGCGCACUGCCUUCGUUGGAGGAGAGAGCCAGUCAGAUGGAGCACAUCCUUCGGUCGUCUGUUGUGGAGUCUCGAUAUGGCGAGACUGGUUGGGAGCACAGAACCCCCUCCCUCGAUGUCAUCCGCGAGGUCAUCGACUCCAAGUACACUGUGUUUGAUGUCCUGCCAACCUUCUUCGCGCAUGCCGAUCCCUGGGUUUCUUUGGCUGCUCUGGAAGUGUACAUCCGCCGUGCCUACAGGGCCUACCAAAUCCACGACAUCCAGUACCACGGUACCGAUGCCGAACCUCCGUACGUUCUCACAUGGGACUUCCAGAUGAGGAAGGUUGGUGUUGCCGAGUACGGGGCCGCUCAGCCUUCUACUCCGGCUACGCCCACGUCGGAGCACGGCAAUCCUUUCUCGAAGAGAGUCGGAUCUAUCAGCGACCUUUCUUUCCUGGUUGCCAAGUCCGGCGAGGAGCCUAUCCGCAAGGGUGUGAUUGUCCCCGUGCUCUUCUUGGAUGAGGUCGAGGACUUCUUGACAAAGGCGAUCGAGCAGAUCCCUCCUCGCAUCAAGAGGAGCCGAUCUCCCCAGGCUGGGCUUAUGGCCAACCUUGAAGGUCGGAGACGGCCACAGCCGUUGCUGACCGGUGCUACCAAUGACGACGACGAGACGCUGUCGGCGGUGUGCAACGUCGCCAUCCGGGAUGUUGAGUCCAAGGAUGACAAGGAGGUACUGGACAGAAUCCAACCGUUGGUCAACGAUGUGAAGGAAGACCUUAUUUCCCGCGGUAUCCGAAGGAUCACUUUCGUCUGCGGUCACAAGGAUGGAUCGUACCCUGCGUACUUCACUUUCAGGUGGCCCGAAUAUAAGGAGGAGGAGAGCAUUCGUCACAUCGAACCGGCGUUGGCUUUCCAGCUCGAGCUGGGCAGACUCCGUAACUUCAACAUUAAGCCUGUCUUCACGGAGAAUAGAAAUAUCCAUGUCUACGAGGCGAUUGGAAAGGAGUCACCCGGCGAUAAGCGUUACUUCACCAGGGCAGUUGUUCGUCCUGGCAGAUUGCGCGAUGAGAUCCCAACCGCGGAUUACCUCAUUUCGGAAACCGACAGAUUGGUUAACGAUAUCCUGGAUGCCAUGGAGAUCAUUGGCAACAACAACUCCGAUCUCAACCACAUCUUCAUCAACUUCUCUCCUGUCUUCCCCUUGAGCCCUGAGGAGAUCGAGCCCGCCCUUGGUGGUUUCAUUGAGCGCUUCGGAAGGCGUCUCUGGAGACUCCGUGUUACCGGUGCUGAGAUCCGUAUCGUCUGCACUGACCCGGAGAGCGGCCAGUCCUUCCCCAUCCGUAUGUUGAUUCAGAAUGUCUCUGGAUAUGUCAUCCAAGUUGAGAUGUACGCCGAGCGAAAGGCCGAGAAGGGUCAAUGGGUGUUCCACAGCAUCGGUUCCAAGCAUGGCUCCAUGCAUCUCCGCUCAACGACCACUCCUUACGCCGCGAAGGAAUGGCUGCAGCCCAAGAGGUACAAGGCCCAUCUCAUGGGAACCCAGUAUGUCUACGACUUCCCCGAGUUGUUCAGACAGGCUGUUUUCCAGUCCUGGGGCAAACUUGUACAGAAGUUGCCAAACCUCAAGGAAAAGGUUCCGGAUAUCUCCGACUGCCUGGACUACAACGAACUCAUCAUCGACGAGAAUGGUGAGCUGGCUGAGGUCAAGCGUGAGCCCGGUACCAACACCCACGGUAUGGUUGGAUGGAUCGUGACGGCAAAGACUCCCGAGUACACUCGUGGAAGGAGGUUCGUCAUCAUUGCCAACGACAUCACCUUCAAGAUCGGAUCUUUCGGACCUCAGGAGGAUAGCUUCUUCAACAAGUGUACCGAAUACGCUCGCAAGCUCGGUAUUCCUCGGAUUUACCUUUCCGCAAACUCCGGUGCGAGGAUCGGAAUGGCCGAGGAGUUGAUUCCCCACUUCUCUGUUGCUUGGAAUGAUGUAGAGAAGCCCGAGACUGGAUUCAAAUACCUCUACCUCACCCCCGAGGCCUACCGCCGAUUCUGUGACAGGAAGAAGAAGGAUGUGAUCUGCGAGCGCAUCGUUGAGGACGGAGAGGAGCGGUACAAGAUUACGACCGUUAUCGGUGCUGAGGAUGGUUUGGGUGUUGAGUGUUUGAGAGGCUCCGGAUUGAUUGCCGGUGCUACCAGUCGCGCAUACGAGGAUAUUUUCACCAUCACUCUCGUCACCUGUCGAUCCGUCGGUAUCGGUGCUUACCUGGUGCGCCUGGGACAACGUGCAAUCCAGAUCGAGGGCCAGCCUAUCAUUCUUACCGGCGCUCCCGCCAUCAACAAGCUCUUGGGACGUGAGGUCUACACUUCGAACCUCCAGCUUGGAGGCACGCAGAUCAUGUACAAGAACGGUGUCUCGCAUCUGACCGCUACCGAUGAUUACGAGGGAGUGCAGAAGAUUAUCGAGUGGAUGUCGUACGUGCCAGAGCGCAAGGGUGCUCCGAUCCCCGUUUCGCCAUCUGUUGAUACUUGGGACCGGGACAUCACUUUCGUGCCACCCGGCAAGAACCCAUACGACGUUAGAUGGCUCAUUGCCGGUAAGGAGGAUGAGGACGGCUUCCAGUCUGGAUUCUUCGAUCGAGAUUCCUUCCAGGAGACUCUUAGCGGAUGGGCAAAGACUGUUGUUGUCGGUCGUGCUCGUCUGCACGGUAUCCCCGUCGGUGUCAUCGCCGUCGAGACCCGGUCGGUGGAGAACGUCACGCCUGCGGAUCCUGCCAACCCUGACUCCACUGAGAUGGUUACCCAGGAAGCCGGUCAGGUUUGGUACCCCAACUCGGCCUUCAAGACUGCUCAGGCCAUCAACGACUUCAACCACGGUGAACAGCUUCCGUUGUUCAUCUUCGCCAACUGGCGUGGAUUCUCCGGUGGCCAGCGCGACAUGUACAACGAGGUCCUCAAGUACGGUUCUUACAUCGUCGAUGCCCUGGUCAAGUACGAGCAGCCCAUCUUCGUUUACAUCCCGCCUUUCGGAGAGCUCCGUGGAGGAUCCUGGGUUGUGGUCGACCCCACCAUCAACGAGAACAUGAUGGAGAUGUACGCGGACGAGGAGUCCCGUGCCGGUGUUCUGGAGCCCGAGGGUAUCGUGGGUAUCAAGUUCCGUCGCGAGAAACAGCUGGAUACGAUGGCACGUCUUGACGCCACCUACGGCGAACUUCGCCGCCGCGCCGCCAGCAAGGACUUGUCUCCUGAGGAACAGGCUGAGAUCAAGACCAAAAUGACCGACCGCGAGAACCUUCUCCUGCCUGUCUACAGCCAGGUGUCGCUUCAAUUCGCUGACCUCCACGACCGUGCUGGCCGCAUGCAAGCCAAGGGCGCCAUCCGCAUGCCUCUGCAAUGGCAGCAGGCCCGUCGCUUCUUCUACUGGCGUCUCCGCCGUCGUCUCAACGAGGAGCUCUUCCUCCGCAAGAUGGCCGCUGCAGACAAGGUCUCGGUCCGCGCCGAGAACCUCGCACGCCUCAGGAGCCUUGUUGUGUCGGACGAGAACUCGACCAUCUUCGAUGAGGACGACCGUCUCGUUGCCAUGUGGUACGAGGACAACAUGAAGGACGUCCUGAUCAAGAUUGAGGGUCUCAAGCAGGAUGGAAUUGCUGCGCAGGUGGCCGCGCUCAUCUCGGACCAUGGAAAGUCUGCGCUCAAGGGUGUGGCUAUGGCUUUGGCCGGUAUGAGCCCUGAGAUCAAGGCUAUGGCGCUUAAGGCUCUUGGUGGUGCGUCGGGGGAGAAGGAUGCGUAGACGUUUUCUGUGGGGACUUGUAGUUUGAGGGGGAGGGGGUCAAAUGGAAAUGGAUAUGGAAAAGGGGAGGGGGGCGUUUUGUUUUGCGUGGAUUUUUUCUUCUUAUUUUCCUUGCUGUUUGUUCAUUUCAUUUUCAUUUCGAGUUUCAUGUGUCAUGUGUGGUGGUUGGCUACUUGCUUUCGUUUCGUUUUUUGCUUACCGUAUUUACUCUACUCUAUUGGUGGGUGCUGAAUAAAUUCUCAUGGUUGGUUUGCGU